UCGGAAUCCCACUACAGAAGAAGAUGAAACAGAUGAUGGUUGGGAAUCACUGAUAUACCAUUUCCACACCGCACGCAGUUUUUACCAUUACCUGGCUUAUUGCUAUUUUCCAUUCAUUCCAACGAAUAUAACUAAAUUGAUUAUUUUCGACUAUUAAUCGCGUUGAACGUGGUUAAAUAACCGUAAUUUAGUUCCGCGUAACUUUCCGCGAUCGAAUUGAUGGCAUGGUUAGAAAAGUGAGUGCUGAGUGCAAUAGUGUUUUUUUUUCGAUAUUUAAAAACCCUGGAGCAGAAGACGAUAGCAAGGAUAUCAGUUAAGAUCAACCUUCAGCGUUGUUGGCUUGAUGACCGUUCGAGUGCAAACCUAACCUAAUCCAAUAGCGUCCUUAUUGGUGUGAUUAAAACUGCAAUUAUUGGCAUUCAAUAAUAUACACGGGCACUGGUGCCACGAAUAUUAUGCCAAUUACUGGUGAGUUUAGCAGUGACUAUUUAAAACCCAAUCUGUAAAAUUUCUUCCUCACCAAGAACAACUGUUGUUCGUUGGACAGGACUAAUAGGGUAACUGUCUUGAUUUACAAUCUGAUUUAUAAUGGAUCCAGCCACAGUAAUAGCUCUUUGCAAAGAGAACAUUCAACCUUUACGUCAUGGACGAAAUGUUGCACAGCUAGGCACAGCACUCCGAGCGCAAGAAGACACGGAAGUUCAACAGUUACUAUUACAAGAAAAACAGAUGCAUGAAGACACUAUCAAGAAUUACGUUGGAGACGACCCUUUAGAGAAUUGGUAUGAUUACAUUCUUUGGAUGGAACAGAGUUAUCCAAAAAGUGGACACGAGUCUCAUAUCGGUAGACUUUUGCAACAAUGCCUCGCGACAUUCGAAAAGGAAACAAAGUAUCAUCAGGAUCGAAGAUUUCUUCGCUUGUGGAUUAAUUACAUAAGUAUGCAGAAAAAUCCAAUAGAAUUAUAUCAACUUCUACACAAUAAUGGCAUUGGAACCAUGGUUGGAGACAUGUAUAGAGCAUGGGCAUUCGAACUAGAGCAAAUUGAAGAUUAUAAAAGGGCUGACGAGGUUUAUCUCUUGGGCUUAACCACACGAGCUGAGCCAGUGGAUGAAUUGGAUUGUGCCCACAAAAACUUCCAGCUGGCAGUGGCGCGUAAGAUGCUCGGUCGCUCUGAUGAUGGAAAUGAAAUAUCUUUUACCGAACAGCGUCAGGCCUUUAGUUCUUUAAAAGCAAUCAAAGCUGGCAAAAAAGUCGGUAGUGUCAGAACAGGAGAACAUGUUCGGGACCAUCUCCCAGGUGCAGUGCCACAAAUUGGUGCAACUGUUCAAGACGAAAAAGGGAAUUGCAGAAUAAAAAUUUACCAGGAUGACGGUGCCGACCCUGGGGGAAAAAGCUCGAGUAUUUUGGAUCACGUACCUGUGGAAGAAGCUAUACAUAAGGAGAAUACAAUUAAACCUGGACCCUGGAAUUCUAGUAGUAAGAAAUACCUUCUAAUUUCGUCUGCCGUCAAAACAUCAUUUAAAGUUCACGAAGAUCAGUUAGAUGACAACUAUAACCUAAAUAAAUUGAGAUUAUUUCCGAAUCAUACCCCGUUUUUUGAUGGCAGCAAAUAUCAUGAAUAUCCGAAGGUUCCUGUAUAUGUAUCAGAUCCACCAAAUCCUAACGUGAUAUUAAAACCUCACUAUCCCAAAGAAUUAGUGUACGCGAAUAACGUUGAUCAAAGUAUGGAAGAAAUCAGAGCACAGCAGCAUCUGAACAGAAGAUCUCAGAGUUUUCAAGUAAAUGAUCAUCUCUCUAUAAAUACUGAGGUAGAGAAUAAUUCGGAAGUUUACACGGAAAGACGUGAGCAACCCUUUGAACAGUAUCAUCAUAUCGCACAAAGGCACCUUGAACAACAAGAGUUACAUCUUCAGUUAUACGGAAUAGAGAAACAAAAAAUUGAAACCCGCAGACUAAAAGCAACGCAACUCGAGAUGGAAAGACAUCGUAACGAACAGUUGGAACUACAACGGCAGCAAAGAGAAGAAUUAGAAAGAAUAAGAUACGAGGCUGAACAGCUCGAAUUCAAAAGACUGGAAGCAGAAAGAUUGGAAGCUGAAAGGAUUGAGUUACAGAGAUUCGAGGCUGAACAACAAGAAUAUAAGAGAUUAGAAGCUGAGAGAAUAGAAGUUGAGCGAAUCGAGGCCGAGAGAAUGGAGGCUGAGCUGAGGAGACAGCAAAAGAUGCAAUCUUCUAGUUACAUGGGUCAACAUCAGUCAUCUAGUACAGCAACUGAGGAGCACUUGCUGGGUCAGAGUUUAACUGUAAAUACGAAGGAAGCUAUGUCAGCUGUACAAGAACUCUGGCAAUCACCGGAGGGUGGAGGUAGUAGUCCAAUGACCAGCAGACCUAUGGAACACAGAAUGACAGAUGCAAGAACAAAUCUUGCUUUCAAUAUACACAUGGAUAGUUCUAUGACGCAACACGUUAUGUCAACUAGCAAACAUCAUCAAGGAUUUAGCGUACCAAUACAAACCUAUGAUGACCAGGAAAAUAAUCAAAUCUACCAGGUUCCUUUUUCUAAUCAAGAUCAUGAAACUUUUGGAAGCCACACUGUCCACAAUCCGUAUCACUAUCAAGUACAUCAUAUUCAACAACAACAUCAACAACAAGGCAUUCAGUCUACUCACAUUCAGUCACAUAUACAUGAACAACAGAAUUCACCACAUUUGCAGACUUCACACCAUCAGUCCCUUAUUCACCAUUCGUCUCAUUCGCAAACACCACAUCAACAGCAGCAUAUUCAAGAACAAACGCAAAUUCAGCCACAACACAGUAAAGUACAACUUCACACAUCUCAACAUAUACAAGCGCAACAUCAUGUUCCUCCGCAUCUUCAACCACCGCUUCAUUCAUCGCAACAUCUCCAACAUCAGCCUAUGCAACACCAUCUGCAGCAAGAACAAAACCAUUCGCAACAGCAAAAUCAGCAGCAUAUCCAGCAACACCAACACUCUCAACAGCAACAGGACGUUUACAGUAGCGUGGUCGCAGCUAAUAUCGGAUACCAACAAUUUCCUGCAAGUUUGCAAUCACCGCUGCCAUCAAUCGAACCUCAGAAACAAUUACAUUUCACGCCAUACACUGAUCCGGAUCCUGAAUCCAACAAAUCGUACAAGAUGCCUUCUGAACUGCCGUACAUAAAGUCUCCUGGAAUGAACAGACGAGAUCUGAAAUUCCUUGAAAGUGCUGAAAACAAGGAAAAUGCGAUAGCCGUAGAUUAUAAUGGUCCGCUAGAAGAAAGUAUGUCUAAACAGGAAGAAAAUUUUUACGAAGAUGAAACUCUUGGCACUGCACCUUUGGCUGUAGAUAAUGAAACAUGUUUUACGGAGGCGUUUAACGCUCAAUUAACUAGCUCAACACCGAUUAACCACUUUAAAGAUACUUACAGGGUAAAGGAGCGACAUCAACUGCCGGGCCAAAGUAGUCAAACUCAGCCGAUACAGGAGAUUCAAGGAGCAGACGGUGAACACAAGUUAAGCGUUAUAAUGGAGUCAACCAAGGAAUACAUUUCCAGCAGCUCAGGUAGCAGUGUACAUACUCGGACAACAGGUCUAGGCUUUUCAAUAACUCGAGAUGACCUAGGGACAAUUAAGGAACAGUCUAGUAGCCAAGGCACAGUAUCCAAUGAAUCGUUAUUAGCAGCGAAUCAAGUUUAUGAUCAAAAAAUGAGGGCUGAAAUUCAAGCAGUUCACGCUCAGAGUCCGCGAACAAUUCAACGCAAUGUGGACCAAAUUACAUCUGAAAUCCAAAAUAAUUGCGACCUUCGAAAAUCCAUUAGUUUUAAGCUUAACAAUGAGUCUAACAAAGACGAGAUAAAUAUCGAAAAAGUAGAUUCGAUGGAGUGUGAGGAACAAGAACCUAUGGAGGAAGUAGAAGAUGAAACUUUUGAAUUGCCUGAGGGUGAUAUAAAUCCAUUUGACAAGAAUUUAAUUGCUAGUCUUUUACGAAAGAUUAAAUUCCCACAAAGACACCAUGCUGAGGGUCACGUAAGAUUAAACUGCAAUUUGAACAAAUUUGUGCCUUCAACUAUGAUUACGCUUGGUACUGAAGCGUAUGAUUUAGACAAGUGCCUUGGAAAGGGGACGUAUGGGCAAGUAUUUAAAGCGAUAGAUUUGCAAACAAGACAAACAGUCGCUCUUAAAACGCAGAAACCUGCUUGGGUUUGGGAAUUCUACAUCGCCAGAGAAAUAAAGGCUCGUCUGACUAAUCCUUACAUGUUACGCGGGUUUAUGGAUAUUAAAACAGCGUAUGUUGCUGACAACGGUAGCGUUUUAGUUUCCGAAUUCUCUAAGUAUGGAACUUUAUUAUCAGUAACGAACCAAGUGAAGAUCGCCACAGGAAAGCGGCUGCAUGAAGCUCUAGCUAUAUUUUUUACCAUUGAAAUGCUACAAAUAGUCGAAUAUUUACAUAAAUGUCAAAUUAUACAUGGAGAUAUUAAGCCAGAUAACUUUCUGCUUAUGCACUUGCCAACAGACGAUGCAAGGCCAACAAUUCAAUUAAUAGACUUUGGAUGUAGUAUUGACAUGAGUCUGUUUCCGGAGAAUACGCAAUUCAAGCAAAUCAUAAAGACGGAAGAAUUCACUUGCAUUGAAAUGCAAACAGGAAAGCCAUGGACUUAUCAAACUGAUCUUUAUUGUCUGGCUGCAUCUAGUCAUUGUCUCCUUUUCGGUAGUUACAUGCGAGUUUCAAGUACUAGAGGUCGCUGGUUUAUCAACUCUAAAAUUCCUAGAUAUGCGAAGAAAGACGUAUGGGAAAGGUAUUUUACCGAACUCUUGAACAUAGAAUCUUGUGACCAAACACCGGAUUUGACUAAACUGAGGAACAUGAUGGAAGAAGCCUUGGUUCAGAUAUCGGAGCGUCAAGGGAGAAUUAGGAGUUUUUGCAAUGUGCUCAACAACCGAUAACGCUUACCCAAUUGCUGCAUGUUUUCAACGCCUCAAGGUUGGCACAGGCGUAGAAAAGAACCAACACUUAUAAAUUAGAUAAAAAUGAUAUUAUCAUGCUAUUUAUUAAAUAGUUUAUAACUGCAAUGCAGCAUAGUUAAAAAUAAUUGGACGUAGAUUUCUUGGCCUGCUUCGUGAAAACUCCGUGAUGUGGCGAAAGUAGAAUGUCUAAGAAGUUUAAUUUCAUUUAAAGAUCGUCUAUGUUUCUCUUAGGGAUUAAAGAUAUAGCCAGUAGAGAAUACGUACGUAUGAAAAAUAUUUUGCAGCCUUUUUAUGUGGGUUAUCAAAAACUUUCCUCAAUAUUGUAUAUACAAAUGUAUCGAAGAAACAGGUAGCGUUCACAUGUUACACAUGUUUCAGAGAUUUCAGAAGUCCCCUAUCUCUUAUCAUGCAUUUUUCCUAUGCUUAUACAAGUAAGUCACGCUUAAAAAAAGACACCUCGCUAUCCUCUGAAGUUUGAACCUAUAUGUGAAUGCUCCCAUAUAAAGAAGCAAAUAUUAGAGUUUUUUUCGAGACAAAAAAUUUACCAAACGGAGAAGACUUUUCCCGCGUUAUUGAAUUUUUGAAUACUUAUGUAAUUGAGGGAACACCAGUUUUCGUUCAAACCUUUUUUUUUUUUAGCGUAGAAGAAUUCGCUAGGCCACUAUUUUUAAAAUCUAUUGUACACCAUUUUAUAACGAAUAUUAUAAAUUAAUCAAUUUAAUGAACAUGGCAUUCCGUUUAUAUUAUUUUAUGUUAGUCUUGCUGGUUGUAAUUUCAUUAACCUACAAUUGUUAUUUAAUUAUAGUUACUUUGCGAUUGGUGGCGUUACCAUGAUUUCACUUUUUGACGUAAUAAACUGAAACAUGCACACAAGUCAAAAUAUGUUAUCCUUACCUUUUGAAAAUUAUUAAAUCGAUUUCGAUCAAAGUUCUAAUCCAAAAUGUCGAAAUAAAUUUCAAAAUUAAUGGGACUAACGUAAGGUCGUUUUGGAGAACACGAUGAUCACGAGAUGCGACGUCGCUAAAUUCGAAUCAAAUCUCAAAAUUAUAUCACUAAUCGUUAAUGAAAAAAAGUAAAAACGGUUAACAUUUUUAUAAUUGGACCACCAUUUUGGAUUAUGAAAUUUUGUAGUUAGAUUCGAAUUCAGUAACCUCAAGCGAGCCGAUUUUGUAGUAGAUCACGAAUUCCAAAUAUUGCAUCAAAAAGUUGAUAUUGUGUACAAAGGAUAGAAAUAAAAAUUGAUUAGAAAUAUUGUGAUAAAAAUUAAAUAUUAAAAUGACGGACAUUUGUCCGAAAUUACCCGAUAAGAAAAAAGAAAAUUAUAAAUGGCGGAUCCAACAUGACGACAGAUAUCUUUUCAAUAAUGUUAUAUAGGGUCUGUCAUUGCUUUUCUGAAUUUUGGAUAAAUUUUUAAAAUCUACAGUAAAGCCCUUAUAAAAUAAGUUUUAUUCUAUGCGUAUAAUUUUUAAAACAGUUGUUCGCAAUAUUAUAUCCGAAGUUUUGGAUUUUUUAUGCAGAAUUUUGAGUCUGUGACUUAAGUAAAUCAUUUCAAAAAUUAAAUUGAUACAGAUCGCAUCAUUAAAAACAUGGUCCACAUAUCAGAUCCCCAAUUUCAGAAUCUGCGUUUCAGAAGCCCCCCAGAAAUGAGUUUUAUACAAAUCAAAUAAUUUGUAAUAAAUUUUCAUACUUCUUCAUGCGAUAUUUGUGGUGUGUGAGUCAAAAAGAACGUAUAAGAUGAAUUUUAAACAAAUCGUAAUUUGACUUUGCUAGGUUUUCCGGUUUUUUUCUCUACUCUGAGAUGGUGAUUUAAAAAAGUGAAAUCUUCCGUUUUGAAAUACAAAAUAUCCAAAUUCUGAGCCAGAUUCCAUAAAACAACUCAUAAAAUCUCCAAGAAAUCUUCAUUUAUGAUAUUUUAUUCCAUUUAGAAAUUCACAAAGCCAAGAGUAAAUUUACAGGAUUUAAAUAUCAGAACCCCUUUAUGUCUUUUUGAAAAUAAAAAAUGUUUCUAUAUACGCCAACGUAUUGAAAUUUUCCAUGCGAGCUUACUCAUUGAUUUUCACUGAGCAAGCAGAUAAUAGUAUACCGAUAGGGACAAACACUUGUCAGGCUUUAUAAAACAAAAAAGUUAUUUUUGCAACAUCCACCUCUAAAAUUUCACUUUUCAUUCUUGAAAAUUGUAUCUAAAGGGCAUUAUUUCAGCAGACAAUGCACAAUUUGUGCGCACGUGCAGUUUGAAGAUGAUUUAUUUUAAGCACUGCUGAAGCCGUUGUUUAUUCGCAGUUUCGCAAUAAGUUACAUUCGAAAAAGAUCGCGCGAUGCCUAAAAUAGCUUAGCGGUGAUGACACUUUACGCUGUUUAAGAGUCAGUUUCAACGUGACAUGCCAUUUAUAGCUCUUCUCUCAAUGUAAAAGUAUCUUUCUGUACAACAAUUUAUUGCAAUUUAUAAUGGCAGAUUACUUAUUAGUUUUCACUAAGCAGGCCCUUAUAAUAAUACACAUAGAGAUAAGAGUAUGCCGACGGGGGAAAAAUACGUUUUUGGACUGUGAACGAAACCAUUUUCAGGCUUUAUAAUACAAACAAAAUCGUUUUUGCAACAUCCACCUCUAAAAUUCAACUUUUUAAUUGCUACUCGUGUGAUUGCAGUAUUCGGAUCCAGCUCCUGUUGAAAACGUCACUCUCGAUGAAAUCACCUGUUUCAAGCACUUCGUUAACAAAUAACUAUUGGUUAUCUGAUACUUAAAGUCAAAAAUUACAAUGCGAUGUGUGAAUAUCAUAAAUACAUACGCGAAUCGGCUAUAAAAUUUAUACAUGACAUGUUUCCAAAAACACAGAAAAACAUGCCUUACUUUUCUUGAACAUGAAAUACAAAAGUGCAAAUUUGUAUUGAAAGUUUUCCAGUGAAAUCGUGUUGAUAAUAUUUCUUAAAAUGCAAUUGUGAAUAAUUGCGUUUUUUCUAUUCUAUUUGAAUAUUGAAAAGAACACUUUUUUAUCACUGUAUUGCCAGUCCAUAAAUAUACAUUUUACAAUUAAUCUGCAAACAAAAUCCAUAGAAAAAUUCAAUGACAUACGAAAAUUCUAAAUUUUGGUGAUUUCGUAAUUUUCACUUCAGAGGUUGCACAUGUUAUAUAAACGGAUAAGUGGUUGUGUACUAAAAUACGA
This is a messenger RNA of Belonocnema kinseyi, 8127 nucleotides long. RefSeq names its product probable inactive serine/threonine-protein kinase bub1. The record is from RefSeq and is a predicted model, not a curated record. Gene Ontology annotation, molecular function: protein kinase activity; ATP binding. NCBI's taxonomy places the organism in Eukaryota, Metazoa, Arthropoda, Insecta, Hymenoptera, Cynipidae. Bases 589 to 4947 code for a protein of 1452 amino acids. Gene Ontology annotation, biological process: mitotic spindle assembly checkpoint signaling; meiotic sister chromatid cohesion, centromeric; protein phosphorylation. The transcript is spliced from 15 exons.